CCGGAAGUUAUGGUUUCUGUUCCUAACAGAUGAGCCGCCAAGUUGUCAUCGCCCUCAUAGAGUUCAUCGUUAAGAAAACAGACCUCUUGCUGAAAAAUGGAAAGUUAGAAAACACUAACUAUGAUAAUGUGGCAUCAACAUUUAAAUGCAGUACAUCGGCUGGAUGGUGACGUGUAACCAUAAAUGUAUUAGUCGUCUGCGAGGCCCCGUCCACUCCAGCGAAUCUGUCACUGGUUUAGCGCAGGACUAUAUCAAAGCCUGGUGAAACAAGAUGGGUGACUGUCAGAUUUUUACUGACAGCCACGCGAAAUCCAUACUGAGCACCAUGAACAAUCUUCGGAAAACCUAUACACUGUGUGAUGUUACACUCAAUGUUCAAGGCGAGAAGUUUCCAGCUCAUAGAAUUGUACUCGCUGCCUGCAGUGAUUACUUCUGUGCUAUGUUCACAAAUGAGAUGUGGGAAAAGGACCAAGCAGAGAUCACUUUGCAUGAAAUCUCAGCCUCUGUCAUGGAAGUCUUGUUGGACUUUGUGUACACAGAGACAGUUAACGUCAGCGUUGAAAAUGUUCAGGAGUUGCUUCCUGCAGCCUGUCUUCUACAGCUGACAGGUGUGCGGGAAGCUUGUUGUCAGUUCUUAGAGAAACAGUUGGACAGCACCAACUGCCUUGGGAUCAAGAUUUUUGCUGAGCGCCACAACUGCUCAAACCUGUGGGCUGCAGCAGAUCGGUACAGUGUGCGGCACUUCCAGGAUGUGGUCACUCAAGAGGAGUUCAAAUCUCUCCCACUGGAUGAGGUGGAGGCACUGGUCAAAAGUGACCACCUGCAGGUGAAUUCUGAGGAACCCGUAUUCCAGGCAGUGGUUGACUGGGUGAAACACGACGAAAAAAACCGGUUGGUUUGGUUACCACGACUGCUGCAGUUUGUUCGACUGCCUCUGUUGUCUGCUCGCUACAUCACUGAUAUUAUUGAUAAUGAGCCUCUUGUGCGUACAAGUCACGCAUGUCGAGACUUGGUGGAUGAAGCAAAGCGGUUUCACUUGCGCCCUGACCUUCGCAGUCAGAUGACGGGUCCACGCACAAAGGCACGCAUAGGUACUGAUGACCAGCUGGUAGUCGUGGGAGGAUUUGGAUCCCAUCAGAAUCUGGUGGAUGUGGUGGAAAAAUACGACCCCAAGACACACAGUUGGACAAGAUUACCGAACUUAACAAGGAGGCGGCGCUAUGUAUCUUCAGCCGCUCUAGGAGGAAAGUUGUAUGUUAUGGGUGGCUACGAUGGCCAUUCGCGACUGAAUCUAGUGGAGUGUCUUGAUCUGACUCAGUCCCAGCUGGCCUGGAACACCAUUGCUCCCAUGCAUCAUCGCCGUGGUCUGGCUGGUGUUUGUGUCUAUAAAGAUCACAUCUACAUGUGUGGGGGUUUUGAUGGUCACACUCGCCACACUAGCCUGGAGCGUUACGACCCUUCUACAGACAAGUGGACCAUGCUGAGUGGAAUGGCUAUAGGACGAGAGGGAGCAGGCCUUGUUGUCGCUGGCGACAUGAUAUACUGCAUUGGUGGCUAUGAUGGGAUUAAUCUUUUGGACUCUGCAGAGUGCUUUGACCCUGCCACCAAGCAAUGGUCCUCUAUUCCCUGCAUGUCUACACAACGCUCAGGUGCAGGGGUGGCUGUGGUCAAUGAAGUUAUUUAUGUGUGUGGUGGCUACGAUGGAAGUGAUCAUCUGUCCAGCGUUGAGUGUUUUAACACCCAGACAAACCACUGGACCAGUCUUCAGCACAUGAUGGUCCCUCGCUGCUAUGUUGGUGCCUGCGUUCUUCGUGGACAGCUGAUGGUUGUGGCAGGUUACGACGGCAACACUUUGUUGAGUACAGUGGAGGUGUACGACCCACUGCGUGAUGUGUGGGAGAUGCUGGAUGACUGUAUGGGGACCCCACGUUGUGACGCUGGCGUUUGCAUUGUUAGAAUGCCAUGAUGCCAUUUUUGGCAUUUUCAGUGUGCAGUAUUUAUGUUGUCAGAGAUCUUGAGAAGAACACACCGAUCGUGACAUUUUGUACAAAGAUAGGGUAGGAGAAAGACACACAGUUGUUUGCCACCUUGUGUAAAGGUGUGUGUUUGUUGGAAGGCCAUGGCUAAUACAUGCAGCUUUUGCCCUCCUGUGCAAGGGUGCAUCUGUGUUGUCAGAAGGCUAUAAGAAGCAUGCAGCUUUUGGCUUCUUGUUAAAGGGAGAGUGCAAUGUGAGAAUCAGUUGUAGGGAUUUGGAACUGUUUGUGACUGUCCCACUUGUGUGGUGUUUUUCCCUGCCUGAUGAGCAACUCAACCAGCGGUCUUACACACCAUGUAGUUCUGGUAGGUCUAACAUGAUGGUGUCACCUAACAAGCACCUGUGAUUGAAUGAUUGUAGGGUUUGUGAUAGAGGAAACUCAUAUGUAUGACACAGAGUAUGCAUGAUCCACAUGUGUAGGUGCAUGAGAGUGUGUGUGUGUGGAGUGAGAGAGAGAGUGCAGACUAUGAGGAGAUAAGAACAGUUGUAGACAUGAAUGAGUGUGUGUGAGUAGGACGUUGUAGACAUGAUUGACAGUGCUAAAAAAUGCAAAGACUAUGCUUUCUGAUGGAAUUCCAAGGUAUUUAGUUUUUGCUACAUUCACUGUUGUGUAGCUUAAAGGAAUACACGACCCCAAAUACGACAUGGCAGCAAGGCACGCAACAUGUUUGACCCACCCAAACACUGUCAGGCUUCCUAAGAAGCAGAAUAUUUUUCUCUUCAGCACUCUUCAGAUCAGUCUACUCUUAUCAGACAGUUAGCAAUAGUAACUUGUACAACUACAAUCUUAUGAUUACAACUGCUUUCCAGAUGGAAAUACUGCAUUUCAACCAUGAGCAGAAGUUCUACACCACAGUAAAUGAGUGUAAUAGAUCUUAAGACCUGAUUUCUUUUAAAAAAAUUAAUGAUACUUAUUAGCUGCUACAGUACUUGUUAGCAUGAAGAAUAUGUUGCUUUCAAAAUUGCUGUAUUAAUAAACCUAGACAUCAACUCUUGCAGUAUCUUCAGUUGCCGAUGCUGGUGUUUCAGUCUCACAGGUCCCAAGAUGUCUCUUGCCUCAUGCACUUGUGCAUGUAUCGAUUAGAGGGUCAUCUACGUAAUAUGAGUGGACAAUGUGUCAGUCGUCAGUGUAAUGUGAGUGGAGGGUGUUUCAGUCAUAAAUGUUUGAGUAAACAGUGUGUCAUCAAAUGUGAGUGGACAGUGUGUCAUAAAUGUAUGUGAGUGAACAUUGUCAAGUCUUUAAUGUAUGAAUGGAUGGUGUGUCGGUCAUCAAUGUAUGUGAGCGAACUGUAUGUAAGAAUUUGACAAACUUGUCAAAUGCACUCUAAAGACGGCCACUUUCUACACACUUCUGCCUGCAGGCAGUCGGAUGUUUCCUUGCAUGCAGACUUCUCUCGAUCCUUUUCUGUUUCUUUUCCCUCUUCCUUUGUUCUUGUGUGUGUGUGAGAGAGAGAGAGACGAAGAUUGCAGUCUUUGAUGGUUCCACUGAUGGAUCUUUAUAAAGGCUAAUCUGACCACAAAAUUAUUUUCAGAUCACUGUUGUUAAAUUCAUUAAAAGAUGCUCAUUCCUCAAACUUUACUUAAUGACUCCAUUCCAUUUAGAGGAGAGAAACCUUUGACCAUGAUAGUUCUCAUCUGGGUUUUGGAAAGAGAACAUCUUAUUUUCUUCUUCAUCGUAAAAGCUUGGUGCUUGGGUAGCAUAUCAUUAGAAUGAGAUGCAGCGAUUAGCAGCAUGUAAAGUAUAAACUUUGAUUAAUCCACGUGGUCCUUUUCUAAAACAACAAAGCACAAAGUAUUGCAAAAUAUUUUGUCCUGUGCUUGGAAGAACUAGUUUUAUUUACAGGAGGAAAUGGUCUCUUUUACCAUGCUUGCCCACAGGAGGAACUGCUUGUGCCAUAUUUUACAUCCCUGUAAGAGUUUUCAGACUAUAGUAGUUGUACUUUAAAAAAGAAAAUGUAGUGUACUGAAAAAUAAUACUGCCUUUCAAAACUGUCAUUUAUGAGUGAUCAAUGGCUUUGGCAGGUCAAAUGUGUGCAUGCUGUGUGUGUGUGUGCUUGCUUAUAUACGCUAGCUCUGCAAUCUCACUAGUAUUUGUGCUGUAGGGUAUGUGAUUUUAGUGUUUUGACUGGCAUUGAGGCAUGGCAUAAGCAUUGUCUUUGUUUUUAGAAGCAUUUCUUUAUGACUGUCUCUACAUGUGGAGAUUGUUGGUAAGCACUGACAUGUUCACACUAAGGGUUCUGUGUGUUCUGACAAGUGUGUAUAAUAUCCUUUUUACUGCUAAACAUUUCUUUAGCACUGUCUGUGGGUGUUGUGAAAUAUGAGUCUAGUAUGGUCUAAUUUUGUGUGUUCCAUGAGAUUUUUUAAGCUUUGUCUGACUUUGAAAUACUGUGAGGGUUGCCCUAGAGGCAAGUUACUCUUAUAUCUGCCUGUUCUAUGGUAUUACAAAUAAAGAGUUAGAUAACAGA
Pomacea canaliculata is the source of this 4500-nucleotide messenger RNA. RefSeq names its product kelch-like protein 12. The transcript has 11 exons. Gene Ontology annotation, molecular function: protein binding. The coding region runs from base 272 to 1966 and encodes 564 amino acids. The record is from RefSeq and is a predicted model, not a curated record. NCBI's taxonomy places the organism in Eukaryota, Metazoa, Mollusca, Gastropoda, Architaenioglossa, Ampullariidae.